Molecule: messenger RNA, 763 nt
Organism: Vigna umbellata (rice bean)
Lineage: Eukaryota; Viridiplantae; Streptophyta; Magnoliopsida; Fabales; Fabaceae
Source: RefSeq, a predicted model, not a curated record
AUGGCUGGAGCGAGGGAACAAGAUCAGUACAUGCCAAUAGCAAAUGUGUUAAGGAUCAUGCGAAAGAUCUUACCAUCGCAUGCAAAGAUCUCCGAUGAAGCGAAGGAGACCAUCCAAGAAUGUGUGUCGGAGUACAUUAGUUUCAUCACUGCUGAAGCAAAUGACCGAUGUCAGCGCGAACAACGUAAGACUGUAACUGCUGAAGAUGUUUUGUGGGCUAUGGGAAAACUUGGUUUUGAUGACUAUGCUCAAUCUCUUUCUAUUUACCUUAAUCGUUAUCGCCAAAGUGAAGGAGACCGUAUGUCUGUGAGACGUGCUCCUACUUCUGUUCCUCCAAUGGAGAUGAUGAACCCACCUUAUCAACCUUAUCCUCCUCAUGGUUUUGGAAUGUUUGACUAUGAUCCAUCACACUCCAUAGCUUCUUCUUCAAGAUCAGGUGGACUUGUUCCAAACAUUGAUCCUUAUGUUAAUCCAAAACCUAAUGAUGAUUUUGAUCCUUUUCUUAAUCCAAAACCUGCUGAUGAUAAUCAUAUGUGAAUGUGUUUCUGCAUGCAGCUACAUUCACAAGAUCAAUGGUCCUGGUAUGAAACUAAUACAUGCAGAGAGACGUCAUGAUGAUGCAAGUGUUUAAUGUUUUGUUUUCCCUUCUACAGUUGUUUUCAGUUCGAGACAGUGUCUCAUAGUUUAUGUUUAAUGUUUUUCUUUUAUGUUUCAAGAAGUUAGUGUUCACUGUAGUAUCUUACUACACUGUGUUGAACACUUU